ACCGGUUCGUUAUAAGACCUUGGCACACCCCCCAACUCGCCGCCUUGUCUCUUCCCCCUUCCAUCGCGUGCGGCGGCCUCGUUCUCUCUUUGUCGGAUUCAAAUGCCGUUCAAGCGAUAUGUAGAGAUCGGCAGGGUUGCCCUCGUGAACUACGGGAAGGAAUACGGCAGGCUUGUCGUCAUCGUCGACGUUAUUGAUCAGAACAGAGCCUUGGUCGAUGCUCCUGACAUGGUGCGUGGUCAAAUGAACUUCAAGAGGCUUUCUCUUACUGAUAUAAGGAUCGACAUACCACGAGUUCCCAAGAAGAAGACCCUUAUUGCUGCCAUGGAAGCUGCUGAUGUGAAGAACAAAUGGGAGAACAGCUCAUGGGGCAGGAAGCUAAUUGUGCAGAAGAGGAGAGCUUCACUAAAUGACUUUGACAGGUUCAAGGUCAUGUUGGCAAAGAUUAAGAGAGGGGGUGCUAUCAGGCAAGAGCUGGCCAAGCUUAAAAAGGAGACUGCAGUUUGAGUUCCUCUCGAGUAGUAGGCGAAUUUUGUCGAAUUUAUUUCUGUUUUGUUGAGAGCUCGCAGCGAAAACUAAUGAAUUCCUUGUGUGUUUUGUGGAUUUGGAUUUUUGAGAAAUAUUCAAACUUUAUAAGCUGCUGUUUA
Molecule: messenger RNA, 647 nt
Organism: Musa acuminata subsp. malaccensis (wild Malaysian banana)
Lineage: Eukaryota; Viridiplantae; Streptophyta; Magnoliopsida; Zingiberales; Musaceae
Product: large ribosomal subunit protein eL14z
Biological process (GO): ribosomal large subunit biogenesis; translation
Cellular component (GO): cytosolic large ribosomal subunit; ribosome
Molecular function (GO): RNA binding; structural constituent of ribosome
Source: RefSeq, a predicted model, not a curated record